AUGGGCAACGGGCAAUAUGCUGACAGGCAUGCAGGAACCAUAAGAAGGAUGCGCGUUGUUCAGAAUUCUCUAGUUAUAAAAUUCCCAGACUGGCUUAAUUCUUAUACCGAUGAGUACAAUUGUUAUGAUGCACGCUAUAGAUGGACAUUUUUGCCAGAACCUGAGUUUUAUUAUGGAGGGCCUGGUCAAGACAGAAUCAAGGAGACAGUCUACCUUCAAUUCCUGAAAAUCCAAGAUUCCUUUCUCUUUCAGUUCACAGUGGUAAUGGGGAUCAAAUGGAUGUUUGUUCUAAUGCUGCAAAUCACUUUGGCCGUAAUAGGCAGGGGAGUUUUAGAGAAGGGCUCCGGCUCAAUGCAGAAAUUUGGUCCUAAGUUUGCAGUAAAAAGCAUUCAGAGUGAAGAUGGGGAUGUAAUCGACUGCAUUGACAUCUACAAGCAACCUGCUUUCAAGCAUCCAGCCCUGAGAAAUCACAAAAUCCAGAUGACACCAGCUUAUGAUCCAACAAUGGUGACAAAAAAUAAAAAUGAAAUUUUGGAACCAUUUAGAAAUGGAAGAGAAAAAGACUUACACGUGGAUGCCACACCACAGCUAUGGCAGAGAAGUGGAAGCUGUCCUGAAGGGACUAUUCCCAUCAGGAGGAUGCCAAAUAAUAGCAAAAGCAAAGAAACUCCAGUUGAUGAUCAUCUAAGAAAGAAACCAAGUAUCAUCCCUGAUCCCUUCAUGGAGAGCAAGAAUACAUACAUACCUUCUAGAAAUAAAUCGCUCAGUAUGGACGCCAUGAAUCUGAUAAAUGUGUUAACAUUGGCAAUAUUGCACGCCGAGGGAUUUGCAUAUUAUGGACGCAAAGGAAAUAUUAAGGUCUGGAAUCCUUCUGUUGAACUAGAUGAUGAGUACACUACUUCUCAGGUUGCCCUCAAAAGUGGUCCUCGAAAGCAGUAUGAAGCCAUUGAAUCAGGGUGGGCGGUGAAUCCAAGUGUCUAUGGGGACAGACAAACUAGACUCUUUACAUAUUGGACGGUUGAUGGUUCCGUCAAAACUGGUUGCUUUGAUGCUACUUGGCCUGGUUUUGUACAAGUCAGCAAGGAUAUAGCACUUGGUGCCGCUAUAUAUCCCAUAUCAAAUCCUACCGGACUUCCAUCUCAGAUAACUAUUUUUAUCUUUAAGGAACUCUUUAAUUUGUUAUCUUACCAUGCUGUAACCGUUCAACGGGGCGGUGAAGUUUACAGCACCAGAGUUGGAACUCAUCCUCAUACUGCAACGCAAAUGGGCAGCGGACAAUACUCUGACUGGGUAUCCGGCAACUCAAGCUACAUAAAGAGGAUGCGUGUUAUUGAAAGUUUUGGAGCUCUAAGAUUUCCUGAUUGUUAUGAUACAUCUUAUGCUGAUGAGUACGAUUGUUAUGAUACAUUUUAUAUCAGUGAAUCUAUAGCGGAUCCUGAGUUUUAUCAUGGAGGGCCUGACUUGGCUGUUGGCACUAAGAUUGAUCAUUUCCAGAAUUAUGUUGCAAAUAGUUUUAGGUGGACGAGGUUUUUAGUGGGUGCCAAUUCUAGUUGUGAAAUUCAUUGGCAGUUUUCUCAGCUGGGACCAGAAAUAAUAGUUUUGCCAGGAUAA
Messenger RNA from Coffea arabica (coffee), 1611 nucleotides. The record is from RefSeq and is a predicted model, not a curated record. Lineage: Eukaryota; Viridiplantae; Streptophyta; Magnoliopsida; Gentianales; Rubiaceae.